AAUCUGGGUAAGUCCCAUUAAAGAACAGGCGAGGCCCCGCACCACCUGUGGAGCCACGGAACUCCAUUUCCCAGAGCCCCUGCUGAGGCCUGGACUGGUCCUUCACCCGCCACGUAAGUAGGAGGGCCUUCGUCUUCUGGGGAAGUUGGUAGCGAUAGCGGAAACUACGAUACCCAUAAGUCUGCGGUGCAGGGCGGUGGCGGCGGCGACUGAGCCAAUGAAGCCUUGAGAGAAGAAUGCUUGCAUGAGUGCGCAUCGUGUGGGGGCGGGACUUCCGGCGUUCCUUCUCGUCAGUUUGGUGGCUGUCCGGCUCCGGGGUUCAGGGCUUUCUAGGCGCUUCGCGGAGGCGGAGGCGGAGGUGACGAGGCGGAAGAGCGUGAGGAGAGGCGUCGUACCCGCCGCAAAAGCGGCUGCCAGGGCCCGCGUCCCCUCCCAGUCGCCCGCCGCUCCUCGUUCCGUUUUCCCACUGGUCGGAGGCGGAGGCCGCGCUGAUGAAGCCGGCUCAGUGUCCCAUGGAGGUGGCAGAGAUGCUUAUGGACCCUGGGCAGAGCCAUGUGGUCUUUGAAGACGUGGCCAUAUAUUUCUCCCAGGAAGAGUGGGGCCUCCUUGAUGAAGCUCAGAGAUUUUUGUACCAUGCUGUGAUGAUGGAGAACUUUGCGCUUUUGUCCUCCCUAGGUUGCUGGCAUGGAGCCCAGGAUGAGGAGGCACCUUCAGAGCAAGGUGUUUCUUCAGGAGCAUCACAGGUCAGGACUCCAAAGCUAGGCCCAUCCAUCCAGGAGGCCCAGCCCUGCGAUGCAUGUGGCCCAGGAUGGAAAGACCUUUUGCGCUUGGCUGAGCAUGAUGGACUGUACCCCGAUCAAGAGCUAUACAUUUGUGGGGCAAACCUACACUGGCACCAGAAGGAGCAGAUUGGAGACAAAUUUUCCAGAAGGGAAGAGGGGAGGUGUUCCUUUGCAAUGAACAACAGUGUUCACAAGGCAGACAGUAGCUUCACGUGCAGCAAAGGUGGGAAGGUUUUCCUGGGCAGCACAGGCCUUCUCCAACACCUGGCCUAUCACAAUGCAGUGAAACCACAUGGGGAUACUGAGUGUGGGGAGGCCUUUGCAUCUGGACAGAAUGACUACAAGUGCGCUCAGUGUGGGAAAGCCUUCAGCCAAAAACAAAUACUGCUUGAACACCAGAAAAUCCACACUGGAGGAAGAUCUUAUGAAUGCAGCAAAUGCGGGAUGGGCUUCAUUAGAAAGUUUCACCUUGUGCAGCACCAGAAAAUUCACACUGGAGAGAGGCCUUUUAAGUGCAAUGAAUGUGGGAAAGUCUUUAGGUACAAUUCCAUGCUCAUUAGUCACCAGAGAAUUCACACUGGAUUAAGCCCUUAUGAGUGUAACAAAUGUGGGGAAUUCUUUAAGUAUAAUGCCAACUUCAUGAAACAUCAGAGAAUCCACACUGGAGAAAGGCCUUAUGAAUGCAGAGAAUGUGGGAAGUUCUUUAGGUACAACUACAGAUUGAUACGACACAACAGAGUUCACACUGGAGAAAGGCCUUAUAAAUGUAGCGAAUGUGGUAAAUUUUUCAGGUACAGCUCCACAUUUAUUAGACAUCAAAGAGUUCACACUGCAGAAAAGCCUUAUGAGUGCAGUGAAUGUGGAAAAUUCUUUAGGUACAAUUCCACACUCAUUAAACACCAGAGAGUUCACACUGGAGAAAGGCCUUAUGAGUGCAGUGAAUGUGGGAAAUUCUUUAGGUACACCUCUACACUCAUUAGACAUCAAAGAGUUCACACUGGAGAAAGGCCUUAUGAGUGCAGCUUAUGUGGAGAAUUUUUUAGGUACAAGUCCAAGCUCAUUAAACAUUGGCAGAAUCACACGGGAGAGAGGCCUUAUGAAUGCAGUGAAUGUGGGAAAUCCUUUAGGUACCACUGCAGACUCAUUAGACAUAAGAGAGUUCACACUGGAGAAAGGCCUUAUGAGUGCAGUGUAUGUGGAAAAUUCUUUCGGUAUAACUCCAACCUUAUUAAACAUUGGAGGAAUCACACUGGAGAGAGGCCCUAUGAGUGCAGUGAAUGUGGGAAAGCCUUUAGCCACAAACAUAUACUUGUUGAGCAUCAGAAAAUCCACACCGGAGAAAGGCCCUAUGAGUGCAGCAAAUGUCGGAAGGCCUUCAUUAGAAAGUCCCAUCUUGUUCAUCACCAGAAAAUCCACAAUGAAGACAGACCUAUGAGUACCAUAAAUGUGGGGCAUUCUUGAGAUAAAACUCCAAGCCAUUAACCAGAGAAUUACACUGGUAAGGAAACAUGGGUGCAGAGAAUAUGGCGAAGCCUUUAGGUACCACUCUAAACUCUACACUGGGAAGCACCUUAUGAGUAGAGUAAAUGUGCAAAAUUGUUUUGGCACAGCUUGCCAUUCAUCAGACAUCAAGAGAUCACUGGACGAAGGCCUGGGUAUAGUCAAUAUGCAGUCUUAGGUGCAACUCCAGCCCCAUUACACAUCAGAGAAUUUGCAAUGGAAAAAGACCUUAUUUGUGCAACAAAUGGCAUUUGUUCAUCUAAAACUCUAACCUCAUUUGGCACCAAAAGUUCAUACCACAUUAGAGUAUUGCAGAGGAGGAAAGACUUCAAAUAUCUGCUCUUCUUUGUCCCUGGGAAAUACUGUAAUAUAGUUUUUUUUAUUUUACAUUUAUGUUAUGGCAAAGUGCAUGUAGCACACAUUACACUGUCUGAAUUGUACAGUUUAGUAGUGUUAAAAAAUUCACAUAUUUAUGCAACUAAUUUCCAGAAUUCCUUUCAUCUGGCAAAACUGAAACUAUACCCAUGAAACAGCUCCUUCUAGCCCCUCCCUACCACACCUGGAAACUUUUUAUACCCCAUCUAUGAAUUUGACUACUCUGUUUACUCUUUGUUAGUGGAAUCAUACAGUAUUUGUCUUUUUGUGACUGGCUUGUUUUGCUUAGCAGGAUUUCUCUAUUUGUCAGCAUUUCCUUCUGUUUUGAGAAGGAAUCAGUUGACAUACCUAAGAUACAGGGAAGGGUGAUGGUGGAGUCAAUACAGCUUUGCCAGAUGUUAAAUUAUUUCUAGAGGAAGAGGAGGUCCAGAUUUUAUAUGGAAUCUUUAUUUCUUAACAGCUUUAUUGAUGUAUUGACAUAUAUUAAAACUGCAUUUAUUAAAAGUAUAAAAUAUAUUUUUCAUAUAUGUGUCCGCAAUGGGAGCAUCACCAGAGUCGUGAUAAUGAAUAAUUCAUAGCCCCUGUAGUUUCCAUGCACCCUUUUUCAUAUUCUCUCUCCCAGCCCUACCCAACUUGCCAUCCCCAAGUGGACACUCCAGUUUGCAUUUUCUAGAAUUUUCUAUAAAGGGAAUCCUAUAGUUACUCUUGUAUGCUGUUUUCACUAAGUGCAUAUAUGUAUUUUUAGUAUUAUCCAUGCUGUGUGCAUAAAAGCAUGGCAUCUAACAAGGCUGUGUGUUAUGUAUUAGAGCUGCAAUGUCUAUAAACAACAAAGGUGCUGAUCACUGAGUGAAAGAGUUGUUUAGAAGGGGAAAGUGAGGGGCACCUGGGUGGGUCAGCGGUUGAAUGUCUGCCUUCAGCCCAGGAUGUGAUCCUGGAGUCCUGGGAUCAAGUCCCACAUCAGGCUUCCUGCAUGGAGCCUGCUUCUCUCUCUGUCUGUGUCUCUGCCUCUCUCUCUCUGUCUCUCAUGAAUAAACAAAUAAAAUCUUUAUUUAAAAAAGAUUUAGAUAAAGUAAACUUAAGCUCAGUUUCUUGAAUUCAUUAUCAAAAAUUUUUGAACCAUCUGAACCACAAUUCUAAAAAAUUCUUGCUUGACUUUUUUCUAGUAGUGUUUUAAAGCUAUGUCUUUGUAUCA
Molecule: messenger RNA, 3849 nt
Organism: Nyctereutes procyonoides (raccoon dog)
Lineage: Eukaryota; Metazoa; Chordata; Mammalia; Carnivora; Canidae
Product: zinc finger protein 548-like
Exons: 4
Coding region: 492-2243 (583 amino acids)
Biological process (GO): regulation of transcription by RNA polymerase II
Cellular component (GO): nucleus
Molecular function (GO): DNA-binding transcription activator activity, RNA polymerase II-specific; RNA polymerase II cis-regulatory region sequence-specific DNA binding
Source: RefSeq, a predicted model, not a curated record